GCCCGACGAUGAUAAUCUCGUGAGGGUACUUAAGCUGGUCCUUAUUGUUGUUGCGGCCUUCCAUCGUCCUACGUUGCUCUUCACUAUAGGCACACUGAGCCGCGAACGCUGGUGCAAUGUUGCAGAGGAAGCGAGCAGUCAUUACUGGAGUAUCGGGCCAGCUCGGCCUCAUUCUGGCCGAGUUCUUGUUGGCAAAAGGAUAUGAAGUUCAUGGACUCGUUCGUGACCUGAACACGAUGCAAUUAUCUGGGAGUCUUUCGCAAGUUGUACUGCACGUUGGAGAUAUGCUUGACGCCAAUAGCAUCGACAAGAUCAUUCGAGAAGUGCGACCUCAAGAGGUCUAUAACCUCGCCGCACAAUCCGGUGUGUUCGCCUCAUGGAACGAAGCCCAAGCGACGCUCGACAGCAACUCACUGGGCGUCGUGCGCAUCCUGGAUGCUAUCCGGGCGACGGGAGACGCAGCUCAGUGCCGACUGCUCAACGCAGGGUCAUCCGAGAUGUUUGGGUCAGCUGAGCAUCUGCCGAUCGAUGAGCAGACCCCGAUACGCCCGCGCACACCGUACGGAACAUCGAAAGCCUCAGCGUACUGGAUCCUUCAGAACUAUCGUACCAUGUACGACAUGUAUGCAGUCACAGCAAUUCUAUUCAAUCAAGAGUCCGAUCGAAGACGUCCCAAUUCUACUACCCGCAAGCUGACGACAGCUGUUAGUCGAAUAGUCUUGGGAAAAGAACCGUUCCUAGCUGUAGGGGACCUACACCUGACACGAGACUGGGGUCAUGCAGAGGAUGCUAUCGAGGUCAUGUGGCUGGCAUUGCAAGCAGAGGUUCCGGACGACUACAUAGUCGCUAGUGGUGAAGGACACACUAUGAGAGAUCUUCUUGAGACAGCUUUCGCGACUCUUGGGAUUCACGUCGAGUGGACAGGCUCCGGGGUUGAGGAGAGAGGUCUGAAUGCCGCAACCGGCGCCGUUAUCGUCCGAAUAGAUGCAAAAGCCUAUGCUGGUCGCCAUCGGUCGAACUAUCAAAUCGGCAAUCCUUCUAGAGCCCGAACAAAGCUCGGGUGGCAUCGCCGGAGAUCCUUCAAAGAUACGAUUGAAGAGAUAACACGAGCAGUUCACUCUCAAGAGUCGUCUUCUAGCUGAUGGAUGUAGAAGGCCCUAGAUAUUCGUACAUUCCUGCCCCUUUUGUCCCAGUGUACUGCAAUUUCCUUAAGUAAUGUUGCACCUUUACGCCAUCGUUAAUACCCGACAGCGAAGCAAAGAAUGCUUGACAAGUCAACGCAGAACGCAAGGUUGAUUUCUGAUGCUAGGACAGCCAAAGUAGAGCACGAAUUCAGCCCGCGCGGAGCUCGACACAGGAUGGCGAGGCUUGGAGGCACAAUCAACUCCCCGUUAAACGCGGUAGAAAGUAUUUCAAGAUCCUGACAAAGCUGAAUAUCCUCUACACAGGUCGUCAGUUGUGAUGGAAGGGUUACAGGCAUGUGUGGGAGCAAAAUAUGGACUUUAUGCCCAUUCAUCUACUGUAGCUUACACGGUCUAACGUUCCUAUCGGAAGCAAAACCGCGUUAACGACUACACCAUAAUCAUAACUCAUGUGAUACGUCGCAAU
Molecule: messenger RNA, 1608 nt
Organism: Dissoconium aciculare CBS 342.82
Lineage: Eukaryota; Fungi; Ascomycota; Dothideomycetes; Mycosphaerellales; Dissoconiaceae
Product: GDP-mannose 4,6-dehydratase
Exons: 7
Coding region: 117-1142 (341 amino acids)
Biological process (GO): GDP-mannose metabolic process
Molecular function (GO): GDP-mannose 4,6-dehydratase activity
Source: RefSeq, a predicted model, not a curated record